AUGGGCGACCCAGCGGAAACGGAAACUACUACUUUUCUGUCAGACGAAGCGCUUCAGGUUGCCAUAAGCUCUCAAGAUAUAACCGCCGUGCAAAAGUUAUUCGACGAAUCUACGGAGAAAGAGGCCGAUAAAAGAUUGAUUGUUGAUCAGUACUUCCGGUCAGUUCUCACCCAUGAAUUUCUGCAAAAGAAAAGCACGGACGAAACGCUGAAGUUUGUUAACUUUUCGAUCGACGUUGCUACUGCAGAUUUCUGCUCGAAAUACACGCCUGUCACUCUUCUUUCGGACAUCUUUGACUGCUCGGUCAUUAUGGAGUGCGAAAAAAUUUUCGACUUCGUGGAACAACACGUGCGGCUGUGGGAAGUGAACGAGGGCUUUGACGUGUGUCGCAACCACCUGCUGCGGAUGUGCAACGACCUGCUGCGUCGACUGUCGCGGACGAUCAACACUGAAUUCUGUGGCCGCAUUCUCGUGUUCUUGGCCAAGUGCCUGCCGCUCAUGGAAAAAUCAGGAUUGAACUUGACCAGCCAGUUCAACAUCGACAACGUCACUCGUUACGAAAGCGUGAAGGAAGGAGACACGAAGGAGGUAAGCGCGGACGACGCAGCUUUGAUGAACGUCGAGGAAGGCGAAAUGAGCGACAAUGCCGGUGAACAGACCAGUCCUGUCGACUACAACUUGUACUGCAAAUUUUGGCAGUUACAGUCGUUUUUCGCUGCACCCACUAAUUGUUAUGAGAAAUUUGGCUGGCGGCAGUUUCAACACAAUACGGCCGAAAUUCUUUCGACGUUUGCAUGCCAGAAACUGGAAGAUACCAAUCAUACGAAACCAAGAUUUUGCAAGGACGCUGACCUGUCGAAGCCGGAUGUAUGUCCGGCGCCGAGUGACGAGAAGGAGGCAUCUUUUAAACCAGCCAAAGUGCCUGAUGUCGAAAUGAUCGAUACGGAAGUACUUCAGGCUAUCGAAGAUGAAAAAAAAGAGCCUUGUCUGAAAAACGAGUAUUUUGCAAAGUACCUGACCAACCAAAGGCUGAUACAAUUGCAGCUUAGCGACAGCAACUUUCGGCGCUCGAUUCUGACACAGUUCUUAAUCACCUUUCAGUACUUGACGGCUGACAUCAAGUUUAAAGACAAGAAGAUUUGCGUUUUAACCGACGAGCAGUUGCAGUGGAUAAACGAAAUGACUGAGAAGUGUUAUGUUUUGCUGUCCCAGACACAUCCGGAUGGAAAACACUUCGCUGAAGUUGUAAAGCAUAUUCUAGAACGCGAGGAGCUGUGGAACGAGUGGAAAAAUAACGGUUGUCCAGAUUUUACGAAAAUGGCAGACAGAGACGUCAUGAGACCAUUCAAAAAGCGCUUGAGGAAGAGGAAUCCGGGUUUGUUGUACGACCUCGGCAAUCCCGUGUUAACCGCUCUGUGGAACCAAUGCUCCGACAAGUUAGAGUCUUGCAAGGAGCCGCAGAGGCAGUUUGUUCCUGACGUUGACGUGUUUUUCAAAGAGGCCGUUGAGCAGUCAGCACAGAAUCUGCCGACGAAUUCACCGGAGAAGCUGGUGAACAACGAAAAUUUUCAGUGGCGCGCUCUGAGAUUGUUGGCGAUGAAAAGCUGUCACUUCUUCACACCGCCGAAUCUUCAGGUCACCAGAAUUCCGCCUUAUUUGGAGACUCUGAUUGGCAAAACAGUCCAGGAUGGACCGAAAACGUUAAUCAUGCGCGAAGACCCAACGAUUAUCGAUUCUUCGAGCAAAAUUUUAAAGGAAAAAGUGAAGGUGGACAUGGUUGCCGAAACGCAUGUGGUUUCCAGGCCAAAAGAUGGAGGUUAGUC
Molecule: messenger RNA, 1823 nt
Organism: Soboliphyme baturini
Lineage: Eukaryota; Metazoa; Nematoda; Enoplea; Dioctophymatida; Soboliphymatidae
Source: the annotation of a GenBank genome assembly